Molecule: messenger RNA, 1023 nt
Organism: Neurospora hispaniola
Lineage: Eukaryota; Fungi; Ascomycota; Sordariomycetes; Sordariales; Sordariaceae
Exons: 2
Coding region: 1-1023 (340 amino acids)
Molecular function (GO): nucleic acid binding
Source: RefSeq, a predicted model, not a curated record
AUGAGUUCACACAACAGUUCCCAGAACAAUCCCCAGGCGGGUUCCUCCCUUGGUGCCACUGGAAGUGGCCGGCGCGAGUUCCGUCCUAUGGACGCUGUCGUCGUCGAGCGUGGUCCUCUUACCGAGGAAGAGAAGGAAGCGCGGAGAGCGCUGGGCUUCUCAGAAAAUUACAUGGGAGAUGCAACAAACGAGAGGAACCGGUCAGCAAAUAUCCCUGACAACCUCAAUUGUUCACUCUACAUUACGGGACUACCUAUCGACAUUACGGUGCGACAGAUUUUUGACGAUAUCCGUAACAUCGGAAAGGUCUACUCGCUGCAUAUCUCGCCAAGAGGAGACAGCCACUCACGAGCUGCGGCUGCAAUUGUCUUCUUCACGAGAGCCGCUGCAGAGCGGUUCUACAACCGUUUUUCUACCCGGGACAACCCGGCCGUCCGCUGGGGCGGUACCGUUGCCCGUCCUGGACGCAUCCUCGGACGUCUACCCGUAAACGUGGUGUGGAACCAGGUCAAGGCAGCUCCCUGUACCGACAGAGAACAUGUGACCAGGGUUAUUCAGGUUGAAGGACCGUCGGACAUCGUCAACGAGGAGUUCCUCCUGUCGUACUUCCGCACGAAGUGCCGUUUCGACCUUGAGAAGAUCCUCGUGCUCUCGGAGGAAUAUCGCGAUGUACAUGUGUGUGGAGGACAACCUCCCGCCAAUCCCGCUGCUCCUAUUCCCAUAGCGCCUGCUCCUGCACCCGAGAAGCGCCAGAGUCGAGCCCUGGCAUCAAAUAAUUGGCGAGAGCGAGCCAAGCCAGCUUCUGCUGAGCCAGAGGUCCAGCUGGAGGCCCAGGAAAGAGCUGCCGUCCCCACCGAGCGCAAGCACUAUAGAAUCAUGGAGUUCUAUUUCGGGACUGUCAAGGGCCAGGCACUGGCCUGCAGGAUGUCCCUUGAUUGGGAGUUCAAGGCAAAGGGUGUUCUUUGCCGCUAUGGUAAGUCUUUAUCAGGCUCUUGGUGCACUGAACAAGAUGAGUGUCGGUGA